This is a messenger RNA of Ixodes scapularis (black-legged tick), 3363 nucleotides long. RefSeq lists its product as uncharacterized. The transcript has 2 exons. The record is from RefSeq and is a predicted model, not a curated record. NCBI's taxonomy places the organism in Eukaryota, Metazoa, Arthropoda, Arachnida, Ixodida, Ixodidae. The coding region runs from base 1257 to 2171 and encodes 304 amino acids.
CAUGCGGAGCGGUCGCGGCGUAGUGUUCUGCUUGUGACUGCGGCAGUAGAGGCGGAUUUUCCUCCUUUUGCUGCUGAAGUUUUGAUGGUACAGUCGUCUUUCUUUGUAUGUCUGUGCACGUCACCGAUUUGUGUUCUCGUGGGCUGGAAUUAGCGUCUUGGCGGCAUGCCGAAAGGAAGGCAGUGCCACUGUUUUGCGCCUGGUUGUCGCACAGGCUAUGCAGGCAUCACAGCCGAAAAGAAACUGUCUUUGUUAAGCGUGCCCAAAGAUGAAGCACAUCGGAAACUGUGGCAGAAAAGUCUUCAUCGCAGUGACAAGCCCCUUGACGACAAAUGUGGGGUCUGUGAGCUACACUUCGAGGAUCACUACAUUCUUUGUGAUUAUGUGCACGUUGCGGAUGGCAAGGAGGUGAGGAUCCCGCGAGGAGUGCCGACGCUAACAACCGACACAGUCUUCACAAUCCUGCCAAAUGCUCCGAAAUACUUGAGCACAAGAGCCCCACCCAAACGUGCAUCUCGGAAACGGGAGGCGUCUGCAAAACUCGGAAGCCUGAGCUGCAAGAAGGGAAAAGAUGAAGACCCAGAUGCGAAUACCCCUACACAAGGUGAGCACGGAAGCGGUGGCGAUCAAUCGCCGAACUACAAUGAUGUUGAGAAGCUGUAACACCUCAAGACUCCGUCAGCCUCUUAAUCGGUUCAUCAAUUUGCUAUUUUUGAAGGCGCCGUGUACGCCCUUUUUGAUCUUGAAGCCGGGACUGGCACAGUCACCUCGGAGAGGACAGUCCUCUUCGGUGUCAGCACGAUGCAAGAGGUCACAUUCAAGACAUUUUUGAUUGGGAAAAUGAUUGCUGAAGGAGCUGUCAUGACUGUCCCAGAAGCGGAACGGGUUCUUCUUCGUGCCUCUGAAUUCCUCAAACGCCCUGGCGCAAUGUGCUCUUCUGCAACGUUGAAAGAAGAUCUGACAAACAAGCUACUAAGCAAUAUAACAGUCGUUCAGUCCGACUUCUAAGAGAGAUGUGUAGGGAUGACAGCUACCAGAGGAACACCAUGCCUACCCUGUCGAUACCUACGCAAGGCCUUGCCCACGCAAGGCCUUGCUCACGCAAGGCCUUGCUCACGAGGAUCUCUCGAUCCUCGUGAGCAAAGCAUCAACAUCACAGACAAGUUUCAUCAGCUGCCCAGAAGCUUAGGUCAGCCUUGCAGAAGCAUAGGAGAUUGUCCAGAAAGGUACUAAGCUUAAAGGGACAAAUUGAAAGCAUGAAAGCUCGAAAUGCUGUAAUGAAGGAAGAAACCUUGAUGGAGAAAAUUGCAAUGCUAUCUCAGAAGCAGCAGGAAAGUGUGCGGCACUGCUUCGCAGCAUUAAGGAGAAAAAGCACCAGGGGCAUGCAUUUCACGAAUGAUUGGGUGUUGGAGUGCAUUCUGAUGAAAAUGAAAAGUCCGAAGCUGUAUAGACACAUAAGAACGCACGGCAUUCUUGUUCUCCCAAGCAACACAACUUUGAAGAAAUACACUUCAACAUACAAGAGCGACUUCGGAUUCAGCAAGAAAAUUCUGCAAACCCUAAAGGAGAAAACAAGCACAAUGAAAACAUUCAGGUGUCAUGGAGGUAUUUUAAUUGAUGAAAUUAAACUAUCCGAACAUCUGUGUAUUGUAAAGUCCGGGAAACUGCAAGGAUUUGUGGAUUUGGGCCCUUUCACGCAGCCUAAAGGUGCAAACCUUCCAUGCGACCAUGGGAUGGUUGUGAUGUUUGUGCCUUUCGCUGGCAAAUUCUCGCAGAUCUUGGGGGUGUUUGCUGCACAUGGAAAUGUUAAGGGCGAGCUUCUCUCUAAAAUAGUGGUCAAGGCCACAAUCCUAGCAGAGCAGGCGGGACUGUUUGUGGACUUUAUGACCUGUGACGGUGCCUCAUGGAACAGAAAAAUGUGGAAACUAAUGGGCAUUCAGGCAACUGCAACCAAGGUCACCUGCAAGGUGGAGCAUCCUGUUGACCCGAAGAGGUUCCUUCACUUCCUCUCGGAUUUCUCCCAUCUAGGGAAGUGCCUUCGGAACUCUCUACUGAAAGGGGCACUGACACAUCAAAAUCAUAUUUUAUUUGAUUAUCCGAAACAAUUGAAAAUGAUGCUGGGACAUUACCCUCAAAAUUCGAAACUUGGGAAUUCAGUAUUUCUGAAUUAAAAAAACAAUUUCCAAAUGCCGAAUUUGAAGUUCCCGCGCGAUCCGCACCAGUGCAGUGAGUCACAUUUUGCGGUCUCCUACGACUCGACUUUCUUUCGGACCUCCGCUCCACGCUUUGAAGCAAAGCACCGUUGCUACUGCGACCCGAAGCGAGGAGGAGGUGAGCAGGCGGGAUAGAAGGGUGCCGGCGCGGGAAAAAAACGGUUUAUUCCCCAACUCGCCGAUAACCCUCUGCUUGAGCGCCGCCAAGUUUUCCGAGGGAGGAUACAAAUCCAGGAACCGACAUCACACUGAAAUCUGAUUUUUGGUAUUUCAAAAAGAAAAACCGUAGUGUGUUCGCAAUUGCGUUAAAAAACAUGUUUUACGAUUGCCGUUAUUAAAUGUUAUAGAAAUGUCGCCUACAAAGCUUCUAAUUUUCCAGAUUUUUGACGUCGCCGAUCAAAAGAAGCAAGGAGGUGAGCGCGGGAGAUAUAAACGUCAAAAAUAAGAAGGCGCGCGCGUGCGCAAGGAACUUUUUUUUUGCAAUGCAUUUUUUUUUGCGUGUUUAUGACUACAACUUGCAUCGUUUUAGACAAUAAAAAAGAAUACGACCUUUGGGUUGGUUGGUUGAUUGGUUGAUUGGGGGUUUAUGGCACAUCAGCAUCUAAGGCUAUAAUGUGCCAAGAGUCUGAACUAUUGCAGUAGGGGGUUAGAGAGAAGAAAGAGCUAUAGUAGCAGGUGAUGUGAUAAAAAUAAGGACACGCAUUUGUAUAAGUGUAAAAGGUAUGGUCAUGAGUUUGGGGUGGAAAAUAAAAUCGCAGUCGGUGUAUAAGGCCGAUAUCAGUGAGAAACUUAAAUAAGCAAUCAUGUGAAAUAAGUGGUUCAUCACCUAGAAGCAGAGCUAGGUGCAGUGGGACAUGUUCUCUAUAUAGUUGUGAGAAGUGUUUCUGACGGUAUUGAUCAUAUGUGUGACAUUCAAUUAAAAUGUGUGAAACACCUAAGGUUAUGUUACAGUAUUCACAUACUGGAGCAUCCUCCCCACUCAAAAGGUGCCCAUGUGUGAGACGUGUAUGACCAAUUCGUAACCGACACAGGAUUACUUCGCAGAAGCGCUCCCGAUGCCGGGCACUCUCCCAUUCACUUAUGUAAGGUUUUACAGCAUGUAAUUUGUUGUUCAUUUCAGUAUUCCACUGAAAUUGCCACUUUGACCGAA